Messenger RNA from Pogona vitticeps (central bearded dragon), 1672 nucleotides. Lineage: Eukaryota; Metazoa; Chordata; Lepidosauria; Squamata; Agamidae. The record is from RefSeq and is a predicted model, not a curated record.
GACCCAGGAAGUGGGCGGGGCCGGGAGGGAGAUGUUGACGCUGGACUAAAGAUGGUGGCGUGUGGGAGUCUCGGCGGCGGCGGCGGUUCCUCUUUGGCGCCCUCGGCCGGGGCGGCUCCGGGGAAGGCGGGGGUCGGGUCCCUGGUGGCGGUGCUGCUGGCGGCCUUGCUGGGCGGAGGCCCUGCGCAGGCCCGGGUCCACCACCUCGCCCUCAAGGAUGAUGUGCGGCAGAAGGUCCAUCUCAACACCUUCGGCUUCUUCAAGAACGGGUUCAUGAAGGUGAACGUCAGCAGCGUCUCAGUGAAACAGCUCAAGAAGGACGAUAAAAACUACCAGGUGGGCUUCAGCUUAGACCGGACACGGAAUGAUGGAUUCUCUACUUACUUGGAUGAAGAAGUGGACUAUUGCAUUUUGAAUAAAAUCCCAGACCGCGAUGUCUCGGUGACGCUGUUGCUCCUGGACUUUACAAAGAAGGUGGUGAAGGUCAAGUCCAAAGUCAACACUCCCACGUUGCCCGAAAUCAUCUUUAAUGAUUCUCAAGGAAACGCUCAUUCGGGAACCACUCAGAAGUCUGAUUCGAAGCAGACACUCAAGCCAAACGCCACCGAAACUGAGGCACCUGUAGAGAGAACGCAUCCCAUUGAAAGCAAGGGCGAUGGCUAUUCAUUCACGAUUGGGAUCAUGGAGGAGAAUCCCGACAGCUACCUCUCAGCCGGCGAAAUCCCGCUGCCCAAGCUGUACAUUUCUAUGGCCCUCUUCUUUUUCGUCGCCGGGACCGUGUGGGUCCACACCCUUCGGAAGCGCAGGGCUGACGUGUUCAAAAUCCACUGGCUGAUGGCCGCCCUUCCUUUUACCAAAUCCCUCUCUUUAGUCUUCCACGCCAUCGACUACCACUACAUCUCAACUCAGGGCUACCCCAUCGAAGGCUGGGCCGUCGUCUAUUAUAUCACUCACUUGCUGAAAGGGGCGUUGCUGUUCAUCACCAUCGCCCUCAUUGGCACCGGCUGGGCCUUCAUCAAGCACAUCCUCUCCGAUAAGGACAAGAAAAUCUUCAUGAUUGUCAUCCCUCUGCAGGUAUUGGCCAACAUCGCCUACAUCAUCAUAGAGUCCACGGAAGAGGGGACGACGGAAUACGGGCUGUGGAAGGAAAUCCUUUUCCUGGUGGACUUACUCUGCUGCGGGGCCAUCCUGUUUCCUGUCAUGUGGUCAGUAAGACACCUACAGGAGGCCUCGGCGACAGACGGAAAAGCUGCCAUUAAUCUUGCAAAGCUGAAGCUGUUCAAGCAAUACUACGUCAUGAUCGUGUGCUACAUUUACUUCACACGGAUCAUCACCAUCCUCAUCAAAAUCGCUGUUCCGUUCCAGUGGAAAUGGCUCUAUCAGCUGCUGGACGAAAUGGCCACGCUGGUGUUUUUCGUCCUCACCGGAUACAAAUUCCGACCCGCCUCCGACAACCCUUAUCUGCGGCUCUCCCAAGACGAUGAGGAUGAUCUCGACAUGGAAGCCGUGGUGACCACAUCUGGCGUGAUGGAGGGCAUGAAGAAGGUCAAGAAGGUGGUGAACGGCUCCUCGGAGCCCCGAGGGGAGCGAGAAAGUGCUGCGUGAUGGACCGAGGACUCCCCCUGCCUUCUCCUCUUCUUCCCCCCUCAGCCACUCCCCCCCCCAACUUCUU